AUGCCACAUCCCUCAACACCAGAUGAUGUAACGACGUUCAACUACACUCUGGAUUGGCCUUAUCUUGAGAAUCCCAGUAACACCACUUUCGUCGGACACACCCAGAUCGAUAUUUGCCGUUGUCCAAGAUACAAUCUCCUUUCGCAAGACGAAAACGAGCCAGGUCACAUCUACACCCGCUAUAGUUGUGCAGGCCCUGAGCUCCGCUUUAAAACAGGAGAUGAAGGGCUAUGGGUAUUACAAGCACCUCACGGGCCAAUCAAUAUGCUAAGGCCUGCGACAAAAGAGGAGAAGGACCGACGGGAUGAGAUUCACGACGAUGCGGAGCCGAUAGCGUAUGGAAGUCGGAACUUUCUUUUCCUAACAGGCCCUUGCCCGCGCGGACGGUACCAGGCAUAUGCUACACACAAGUGGUUGGAGAGCAUCAGCGUAUCAGCCCGCCAACAUGUCUCAUGUCUAUCCCUUCUAGUCCAGCCCUACGAAGAAGACGCUUCCGACGCUGCGACUAGGAGAGCAUACUCGGAGCUAAGCGGAUACAUCUUGCAACACUUGCCAGGAUUCAAGAUGCUGCACCUCAACAUCUGGGAUGAUGAGAUGAAACUUUACAGUGCGGCGAGCGAGUUCAAUGUCCUUCUACACAGAGAAGAUGUCACUAUUGCCGUUCGAUGCAACCGGUAG
Messenger RNA from Alternaria postmessia, 678 nucleotides. RefSeq lists its product as uncharacterized. The transcript has a single exon. NCBI's taxonomy places the organism in Eukaryota, Fungi, Ascomycota, Dothideomycetes, Pleosporales, Pleosporaceae. The coding region runs from base 1 to 678 and encodes 225 amino acids. The record is from RefSeq and is a predicted model, not a curated record.